GCGGGGGGCCCAGCCCCGUCGCUGAGGCGGCGCGGGGGCGGGGGGCGGCGCGGGCGCCCCUGCGCGGGGAGGCGCUCGCCCCGCCGUGGGCGCGGAGGGGCCGCCGCCGCCACCGGCGGGAGCCGCCUGCUGCAAGGACGGGGUGACUCCGGUCGCCGCCUGGCUCCGCAGCGGCACGGCACGGCGCGGGAGCCGCCCUCCCCCGGAGCCCGCCACCGGGCGCGGAUCCGCAGUGCGCGCCUCUGCGAGGAAUGACCAGCAGCAUCUUUAAAAAAAGAAAACAUUGACUGAUCCUUGUCGGAUAGAGUAACCACAGUAAGAGAGAAGAGUUUGCCAGGAAUGACUGUGACAGCUGAAGCCACAGCACCUUAUGAUCUUCGAACAACAACUUUUUCACGUAAAUUGACAGAAGUGGAGAAGAGAUGGCCAGUUCAGCCCGAGAACAUCUGCUUUUUGUGCGACGUCGCAACCCACAGCUACGGUAUACUCUGAGCCCAGAGAAUCUCCAGAGUUUGGCAUCUCAGGGCACCAUGGCUGAGAACAUGAACUUGCAGCGUGCCAACAGCGACACUGAUUUAGUGACCUCGGAUAGCAGGUCUAGUUUGACAGCCAGUAUGUAUGAGUACACCUUGGGGCAAUCUCAGAACCUCAUCAUCUUCUGGGACAUUAAGGAAGAAGUAGACCCGACUGACUGGAUAGGACUUUAUCACAUAGAUGAGAACUCUCCAGCCAAUUUUUGGGAUUCCAAGAAUCGGGGAGUGACUGGCACGCAAAAAGGACAAAUUGUAUGGCGAAUUGAACCUGGCCCCUAUUUUAUGGAAUCUGAAAUAAAGAUCUGCUUUAAAUAUUACCAUGGUGUUAGUGGAGCCCUCCGAGCUACUACUCCAUGUAUCACUGUGAAAAACCCGGCUGUGAUGAUGGGAGUAGAAGGCACGGAUGAAGGUGCUUCUGGAGCCCAGCACUCUAGGAAAUUAGUCAGCUUUACCCUAUCAGAUAUUAGAGCAGUUGGACUUAAAAAAGGCAUGUUCUUCAACCCUGAUCCUUAUCUAAAGAUGUCCAUUCAGCCAGGCAAGAAAAGUACAUUUCCUACCUUUGCUCAUCAUGGCCAGGAAAGAAGGUCAACUAUCAUCAGUAACACAACGAAUCCUGUCUGGCACAGAGAGAAAUAUUCUUUUGUUGCACUUCUAACAGAUGUCCUGGAAAUUGAGGUUAAAGACAAAUUUGCCAAGAGUCGUCCGAUCAUCAAGCGCUUUCUUGGGAAGUUAACCAUACCGGUUCAGAGGCUCUUGGAGAGACAUGCAAUUGGAGACCAGGUUCUCAGCUAUAAUCUUGGCAGAAGGCUCCCAGCUGAUCAUGUAAGUGGAUAUCUCCAAUUCAAAGUGGAAAUCACAUCUUCUGUUCACGAAGAUGCUUCGCCAGAAACAGUUGGCACCCUGCUAGGAGUAAACUCUGUAAAUGGAGACUUGGGGAGCCCCUCUGAUGAUGAGGACAUGCCAGCAGGACAUCACGAUACGUCCACAGUGUGUUCCAAUGGUCCGGUCCUUGAGGAAUCUUCUGGAGAAGCAAUCCUAAGACACCCUUUAAGGACUAGUACAACUCUGGAAACAGACCAGGAUGAGUUGACCUCUGGUGCUUCAAGAUCAUCACCUACCAGAGGUCGCCAGGACUCACUAAAUGACUAUCUGGAUGCAAUAGAACACAAUAAUCAUCCUAGACCCGGGACGUCUGCCUGUGGAGAGCGUCCACGUGGAGCCUCCCCAAAACUGAGGAGUAGCUUUCCUACUGACACAAGACUUAAUGCUAUGCUUCACAUUGACUCAGAUGAAGAGGAGCAUGAGCUACAUCAAGACCUGGGUUUUCCAUCUUCCUUGGAAGACGAUGGUGGCUUAGUAAUGCUUAAUGGUGCUACAAGAAAUGUUGACAGAAACGGUUUAAGUUGCUCAUCAGAUCAGGUAAUGCAAGGGCCUGCAGAGAAUGAAAAUGUUUCAGCCUCUGAAGCUCCUUUGCCAUCAACUGAUGACCAGCAAGAGACUGUCCCAGAGCUUCCACCCUCACAGUUAGCAAGAGGUGAAAGUUCUCAAAGCGAAGCACCAGCAGACCAGGCUGGCAGUGAAUCGUGUGCCGCUCAGGAGGCGGAACAGCCUCCUAGCAGUGCGGACGCAGGAGCUGCUGAUGCUGCUGCUGGGAGCAGAAGGGGUGUUAGUGAAACGGAAUCCAUUGAUCAAGGGUCUGAACCUUCCCAGAUGUCAUCAGAAACCGAGCAGAGUGAUCCCGCUCGCACGGAAAGCGUCAGUGAGGCUAGUACCCGUCCAGAAGGGGAGAGUGAUGCGGAAGGGGCAGACAGCUCUUGCAACGAAAGCGCAACUGUGCGACGUUCCUCCGUUGAAAUGCGGUGUUCUUCUUUGGAAAGUUCCAUGUUUCCUGAGACUCCUGCCUUUUCUUCUCAGGAGGAGGAAGAGGGAGCUCCUGCCACCGACGCGGCUAGAAUUGAGCCAGGUGCUGAAACACAGGAUGCUGCAAGUACUUCUGGUUCUCUGCCUGCGGUACAGUUACCUCAGGAGGAAGUACAGGAGGCUGAGGCAGGUGAAUUACAAGACCAAGAAGAUGCAGGAGAAAUCUGGCAAAGAAGAAGAAGCUUGCAGGCGGCAGCUGCCAAUAGCCAGUCUCAGGAUGAAGAAACCGAAGGAGCGCAAGCAGCUUGUGAGGGUGCCACAGGACAGGUUGAAGGAGCUACUGGAGGUUCUCAAGCCAAUGGCCAUCAGCCCUUGAGGUCGCUGCCUUCGGUACGUCAGGAUGUUAGCCGGUACCAGAGAGUGGAUGAGGCUCUACCACCAAACUGGGAGGCUCGAAUUGACAGCCAUGGACGGAUUUUUUACGUGGACCACGUGAACAGGACAACAACAUGGCAGCGACCCACAGCCCCCCCAGCCCCGCAGAUUCUCCAGAGGUCAAAUUCCAUACAGCAAAUGGAACAGCUGAAUCGCCGGUACCAGAGCAUCCGAAGAACAAUGACUAACGACAGGCCUGAAGAGCAUACAAAUGCUGUGGAUGGAGCUGCAGAGGAAACUGACUUUCACCAUUCUAAUGCAGAUUUUCGAAGAGAGAAUGUGCUGCCUCACUCUACCUCCAGAUCCAGACUUACUUUAUUGCUCCAGUCUCCCCCUGUGAAAUUCCUUAUCAGCCCAGAGUUCUUUACAGUGCUGCAUUCUAACCCUAGUGCCUACCGCAUGUUUACAAAUAACACGUGUUUGAAGCACAUGAUCACCAAAGUCCGGCGGGACACCCACCAUUUUGAGCGCUACCAGCAUAAUCGUGAUUUGGUGGGCUUCCUAAACAUGUUUGCCAACAAACAGCUGGAGCUGCCGAGAGGUUGGGAAAUGAAACAUGACCAUCAGGGCAAGGCUUUCUUUGUUGACCACAAUUCCCGCACUACCACGUUCAUCGACCCCCGGCUUCCCUUGCAGAGUAGCAGGCCCACGAGCGCGUUGGUCCAUCGGCAGCACUUAACUCGACAACGCAGCCACAGCGCUGGUGAGGUCGGAGAGGACUCCCGUCAUUCAGGACCACCAGUUUUGCCAAGACCGUCCAGCACAUUCAACACAGUCAGCAGAGCUCAGUACCAGGACGUGGUUCCAGUGGCUUACAAUGACAAGAUCGUUGCGUUUUUGCGGCAGCCCAAUAUCUUUGAAAUUCUACAAGAACGUCAGCCAGAUCUUACCAGGAAUCAUUCACUCAGGGAGAAGAUCCAGUUCAUCCGGACAGAGGGAACACCUGGGUUGGUGCGUUUAUCCAGUGAUGCAGACCUUGUCAUGUUACUCAGCUUGUUUGAAGAGGAGAUAAUGUCAUAUGUGCCGCCACAUGCCUUACUUCAUCCUAGUUAUUGCCAGUCCCCGAGGGGCUCGCCGGUGUCUUCGCCUCAGAACUCUCCAGGUACUCAGCGUGCCAAUGCCCGAGCUCCAGCUCCUUACAAAAGAGAUUUUGAAGCCAAACUGAGGAACUUUUACAGGAAGUUGGAGACUAAAGGAUAUGGACAAGGCCCAGGGAAACUGAAAUUAAUCAUCAGGAGAGAUCACUUGCUAGAAGAUGCCUUUAACCAGAUCAUGGGCUACUCAAGAAAAGACCUGCAGAGGAAUAAACUCUAUGUCACGUUUGUUGGGGAAGAAGGGUUGGACUACAGUGGACCUUCAAGAGAGUUUUUUUUCCUGGUGUCUAGAGAGCUCUUCAAUCCGUAUUAUGGUUUGUUUGAAUAUUCAGCCAACGAUACCUAUACAGUACAAAUAAGUCCCAUGUCUGCUUUUGUAGACAAUCACCAUGAGUGGUUCAGGUUUAGUGGUCGAAUUCUUGGUCUUGCUCUGAUACAUCAGUAUUUGCUAGAUGCCUUUUUUACACGACCCUUUUAUAAAGCCCUCCUCCGAAUACUCUGUGACCUGAGUGACCUGGAAUAUCUCGACGAGGAGUUUCACCAGAGUUUGCAGUGGAUGAAAGACAAUGAUAUACAUGAUAUCCUAGAUCUCACGUUUACUGUAAAUGAAGAAGUUUUUGGGCAGAUCACAGAACGGGAAUUAAAGCCAGGAGGUGCCAACAUCCCCGUCACUGAAAAGAACAAGAAAGAAUACAUAGAAAGAAUGGUGAAAUGGAGAAUUGAGAGAGGAGUUGUACAACAAACAGAAAGUCUAGUUCGUGGUUUCUAUGAGGUGGUUGAUGCAAGGCUCGUGUCUGUGUUUGACGCCAGGGAACUGGAACUCGUUAUAGCUGGAACAGCAGAAAUUGACUUGAGCGACUGGAGAAAUAAUACAGAGUAUAGAGGAGGUUAUCAUGACAAUCACAUUGUAAUUCGGUGGUUCUGGGCUGCUGUGGAAAGAUUCAACAAUGAACAACGACUAAGACUUUUACAGUUUGUUACAGGCACGUCCAGCAUACCUUAUGAGGGAUUUGCCUCUCUACGGGGGAGCAAUGGUCCGAGAAGGUUCUGCGUAGAAAAGUGGGGAAAGAUCACUGCUCUUCCAAGGGCUCACACUUGUUUCAAUCGUCUGGACCUUCCCCCUUAUCCAUCAUUCUCCAUGUUAUAUGAAAAACUGUUGACAGCAGUUGAAGAGACAAGUACUUUUGGACUUGAGUGAUACACAAACCACAGUGCCCAGCUCAUUGGACUUUUGUGGAUCUGUCUUCUCAAGGAAUGAAUGAACGUUUGUAUUGGAUUUCCUAGGGGAAAAUUGUUUCACGGUGCAAUUCAAAUAAUGAGGUUCCAUGAAAGAGCUUAUGAAGCAAUUAAAAAGCAUUGUGGUAGUGGCAGAAUUCUCUACAGUGAAACUAGAGUGUGCCUGAUGUGCAGGGAAAACCAAGUCUUGCAAUCCAUGGUUUUUCAGGACGGCCAAACUUCCUAAGUUUAUGUUCUGAGCAAACAAGAAACGUGAUCCCAUGUUGUGAUCAACCUGGCUACUGCAAAACUGACGUGUACCCGAAACCUGAAUCUCAUCAAAGUUGUUGAAUAGAAAAUUCAAGGCAAAAUGUGAAAUCAUUCAGCCCCUUACCUACUCAGUAAAUUAUCACAAAAUCAUACAAUAGAUUUUAUUAUUUUUUUUAAUUCAUGAAGGUACAUUACUUUAUGCCAUAUGUUCUAAUAGCGUAUCCAGUGCUCGCUGCAUGAUGUGCACCAGAGUUCAAGUUCCUGGGGCAGAAGUGAAUUGGAAGGAAAGUCAGCAACAAAAGGUGUCACAACAACGGCCUGCGUUAAGGAGGUUUGUGGAAAUGUCUUUGCCAGUGGUGUGUCUGACAAAAGAUGAGCUGUUAUAAUGAACUUAAUAAGACUGAUUUUAUGCUUUAUACUGCAUGGAAACUAUUUUAAGAAGAAACUAGCAAUUUAUCACAGCAUAUCAGGAAAAAAGCCCUAACACAGUGACUUCUGUUUAUUUUUAUAGGUUCAUUAUAUUAUGUUUUCUUAGAGUGUAAACAGGAAAUAAGCAAACUAAAACGCUAUUUCUGUUUUUUGUCACUUUCCAUGCUUGAACAGACAUUCUGCUAGUGUUUAUUCUUUAAGCACUCUCAAGGGAAAAAAAUGCCUUUUAUUUUUAUAAGAGUAAAAAAACUCCCAAAAAUAUUUUGCACUGAAUGUACCAAAGUUGAAGGGACAUCAUGAUCUGACUGAUAGCAACCUGCAUCACUAUCAAGUAUCUGUAAAAAUGCUUAGGAACCAGGCUUUCUUCACGGUGCCAUGUCUAUAGAUAUCAGGACUGUGCACAUAAGUAAUAAUUUUAUAAUACUAUAUAUGAUAUUGUAAUAUGCAUUUAUUUUAAAUGCAUCUGGGUCAUUUUUCAUGCAUUGGAUAACUUAAUGCAGUGGAGUUUAAUACAGAUAUUUCAUAUGCUCCCCACAACUUUUUAUUUGUACAGCACCAUAAAACACUAGCUCAUCUGCAAACCCACGAGUAACCUACUUUAAGGUGAGCCACUGGCCAUAACGCCCACUGUCCCGUACCAGGGAGCACCUACAAGAUGUAAACUGUUCAUAGUGUCUAAGCUUGCAUUUUCACUGAUAAAUAGUUUUCUUAUCAAAUGUUAUUUGAAAGGGUUUUUAAGGCAUAUCAAACACUGCAUGGACACCCAUUUCUUUACACUUACUUUUGCUGAAAUACACGAGGCUUGCUCGCGUCUAUUUUUGGUACUUUCCUCCAGAUGGUCUUGUGGAACGCUUGUGCAGCUGCGCACCAUUUCUUGUACAGCUGCUGUCACGCAGUGCAUCCACCACAUUUUAAAAUUCCAGGAAGUUGCACUUGGAUACUGGAUGACGAGAACAUGAGUCUAGCCUUGCGCUAGCCCUCUUGAUAGCACUGAAGCACAGCAAGCCUUGUUCUGUGGGAAAAGUAGCUUUUGAGGUAACAUUCUCGCUCUGGAGACUCUUGAAAGGGUAUCUCAGGCUGGUAUCCUGCUUGUUCUUGUGGGAGUCUUUUUCCAACGGAGGUGAACGUCUGUGGAGAUGUCGUCAGCAAAGACUGCCACUCCACCCGAGUCGGAAGGCAGGUACAGCUGCGGUGGUGGCAGCAAGGACUGAGAAAAACCUUCGGGUUUACUGAGACAAUGUUACCUGUGCAAAGGAGAACCCACUUGCAAAAUCCGAGUGAAAGCAUUCUUUUAUUUCAGAAACAGUUGAGCUUCUGCAUGACAUCUGGGACUCGCUUAAGUAACAGGUUUUCUUACGCUACUUCUGGCUGGUAUGAAGUAGCAAAGAAAAAUCCAAACACGUCACCCUAUUUUUACACAUAUAUUUAUCAGUCUUUGCUAUGAUUGCAUGUCACAGAUCGUAAUGCACAUCUUUUUUCAGAACACAAAUGAGCAGUAGGCAAACUGACUUUUCAUCAGGUCACUCCAGCAUGGCUCAUGUUUCAUAUGAUCCAUACUCUGAGUAGCUAAAACUCUGGAACUUGAAGCAGAAUGCAACUUUUGCUCGGUUGAAGGACUGCAGAAUAUUGAUUUUUACAAUACUGUGUUAUCUGUGGUCUAAAAAAGGAGAUUUCCCAAACUGUAUCUACAAGUUUUGAACCAGAAACUCUUUGGAAUGAAAAGUUUAAAUAUUUGGCACAAAGUAAGUUUAUACUAGUCUGCCUUUUAAGUUAUGCUUUUGUACAAAUCGAAAACAAUAAAUGCAUCUUGUCAAUUUUUAUUUAAAUGUAUUUACUGCACACAUUUGUUCUAUAUUUAUGCAUUUAUAAAUAAUAGAAAUCACUCACGAUGAUCCACUAUUCUGUAAAGAUAUGACAGGGUCAAAGUGGGGCAGCUGUCAGUUAAAAAAAAAAAAAAAAAAGAAUUUAGAAUCCCUGUAGCGUUAAGACUGAGGGAGACCAAGGAGAAGCUGCUGCUUCCUAUUUUGCUGCCACCAUCACCUGGGGGACCCUAGAAAAAUGCUGUUUGAAAGCGACGAGGAGUAACUGCCCAGAUGUGGCUACCCUAUGGUGCCUUGAGCACUUGGCCGGCGCUUUGUGUUGAUCUAAGUGAUGCUGCGGCUCUGAAGAGAUUAGCAGGGAGGGAAUAUACCCACAUCUCCUGGCUACUGCGUGGAAUAUUGUCCCUUCAGUGUGAGAAGCCAUUCCUGUUAAACAUGACCCAAGUGAAAGCCAACUUGGACGUCUUUCAGAGGACUGCAACAGGCGACCACGGUGCUUUUGCUUAUGAUGUGCUGUGGCAGGCACGAGGGUCCAGAGAGAGGAGCUUUGCAUUUCGGGAGGGGAAAAAAACCAGACAGCCUGAAGUAGACAAAAGGUUCCCGUCAGCUCCAGCGUGAUGACAGCUUCUACUAAUUUACCCGGCAGCAUCUCCGUCAGACAGAGUCUGGCUGGGGAGGUCUCCGCAAGAGGUUAAGUGAGGUGCCCAUGCUUCCCGCUCUGCCGGGAAGCGGAGCUGCACUUAAGUAAGGCAUUGCUAGCCAAAAACCAGCGAGCAGGUCCCCUGGCAGCACAGGCAGGAGCCAGGGGCCUUUGUCCCCGGCGCCCACCUCGUCCCAGCAUCCCAGCCAAGCAGGGGUGUGCUUUGCUCACCUGGCGCUGCCAGCAGUCAGUUGAACCCUAACACUCCUAAAUACAGCGGAAAAGCUUGUAGUCAAUGAAAUUACGCAGUGUGGCCCCUACUGUAGCAAGCGCUUACCCGCUCAACACCUGUAAGGCAGCAGCAGUCAGGGCAGCAGUGUUUUCACCCACAGCAGGCAGGGGACAGCCAUCUGCUGCCUCUGUCACACCGUCAGCAGCACCUUGCAGGGUGACACAGGGAAUCACAGAAUCGUAGCGUUGGAAGCUGCCUUUCAAUCUGGAACAAAAUCCAAUUUAACACGCAGUCCCGCCGAGCAGAAGCAAACCUUUUCCCUCACCCCCUGCCUGCUGUUUUUCCUUAGUAUUCAUCAAAUAAUUGCCUUUUUUUUUUUUUUUUUUUUUGCUUUUAAACAUAAUUGUCCUUAUCCUUGUUGUGAACCACCAUAAAAAGGUGUUAAUAUGACUCAGAGAGUACCUAGGGUGAAAUCCGUCUGCGUACACAGGCCUGCUGGGCACCACAUACACUCCGCAUGGAAGCGGUUAACCUCGGGUCACGUAUGGUGAAUAUAUGGAAUCUUCAGGGAAACUGAAAAUCUCGGCAGUAGCGUGCUGGCAGGACAUCAGACAGAGUUUCUGGCAGGAGUUAAACUGGCAGAGGCUGGGACUGGUAGUUUGCUCAGUUUAAAAUUAUAGAAAAGAGAAGAGUUUUGUGGUUUCUUAUGUAUUUUUAAUCCUUCUAAAAGUAAAAGAAAAGCAAAAGCUUCCUUCUGAAGCACUCAUAAUGGUAACAUCUGGUUGCUAAAGGUAAUCUCAGCAGUAUGAAUUGCAGAUGUUUACUGAAUUUCUGCAGUGGUUUAUGGAGAUACUCGCAAGCACGCUGUCGCGGGACUGAGGGAGCUCCUGUGCUCAAGAGGGGUAUGUGCGUCAGCUGUGUUUGAAUAGCCUGUGUAAGUUCAUUUCCCAUAGCAUAAAGCAAGUUAAUUCUUUUCAGCAAAUGAAAAUUUUUUGUAUUAGAUUAUACUAAUAGUUGUGUUUUUCUUGCUGUUGUUUUUAUGUGGAGGGGUAACUUACCUGUUAGCACUAAUAGGAAUUAAGCAGUAAGUUUGGUCUCCAGUCGUAAGAUUACAGACGUAGCUCUAACGUUAACCUUACAGUAUUAAUACUGAACCACCACUGCUGUUUCCCCUUCUCAUGCUUUCCCCCCCAAGCAAGCAAAUUGAACUCCAAGCAAAAUUUCAGAAUAGUUACUCAAACCUGGCUUCUUAAACUGUUCGUAUUUUGGCUCAAUUAUGCGGUAUGAAACAGAACUGCAGAAAUGUUAGGGCUUGACUAGCUCACCAAUUGCAAGUAAAAAAUCCUUUGCAAUUUUAUUAGCACAACCACAGUGGCUGCUGUUGGAGUAGUCUUUUUGCCUAAAUAUUUUACAAUAAAAAAAGGAGUUUAGGGGGUUGAAUUUGAAAUUGCUUGUUUGCUGGAAAAAUAAGUAUACAUUAGGUAAAUAGCAGAGGGAAAGAAGAACUUUAUUGUAAGGCCAGUAAGGCUAAAAGCCGUUUUACAACCUAUUUUUGUUAGCAGUAUGCAAAAUUAUAAAGCUGACCAUAUAAACACACAGUUUUCACAGUGUGUGUUGGUUUAUGUUUUGCAUCUCUUCCAAAUAGACCGCGAGCUUCAUAGUGCUUCUGUUCAGUUUCAGACUGACUAGUUUCGGCACUAGACUACUCCUAUUUAAAAUUUUCAUUGCUAUGAAAAGUUUUUUAUUCAAACUUUUCUAGUAUUUUCUAAAAUAAUUUUACUGUAAAGAAAGGUAUUGCUCUGGUUGAAACUUCAUUUAGGCUCUACUUCAUAUGCUUUGCUCAGAGCCAUGUUAUGCCAUUGGUAUUUUAAGAUAAACUCAUGAUUAAUUUGAGAGUUCUAUUUAGUAUCAGUGAUAUUAUAAUGACCUCCUGUUCCCUGCUUAGAAAGGCUCCUUCUGACUGUAGGUAAAAGGAUGACAGUCAAGGAUUCCUCUGGAAUGGUUACAAUCCAUUGUAGUCUCUGUAUGUAUUCAAAAUGCAAUUAAAAUAUCUCUUGAGGACUAUGUCAAAUAAUUACUUACACACAUUGAUUAGCCCCCUUCUAAGUCAAUAAUUGGAAUCUUGAACUUGUUUCCUUUAUGUACCAAAUGCAGUCAGAUUACAUUGCAGAACAGUAAUAAUAAAAAUUUAACUACAGAUGUAUUCUGACAAAUCUCUUAAAGUUAUGGGGAAUGCAAAAGGGACCUGAGCCGUGCUUCCUUCAGUCCUUCCUCCCCUUAAAAAGUUAUGAAUAAUUAGAUUUCUAUUUUGUUUUUCAGUUGCGUCUUUUUUAGAGCUUUCACAAAUUUCUCACUCGGCCCCUACUAGAAGGAACCUUGUCUACUUCGAGGGCUUUUGCUAAGCACUCAGGAGGUGUAUUGUUCCACUAAUUUAAUGUAAUUUUGUGCUGACAUCAAUGUAAUCAGCUUUUGAAUGUACAGACCUGCAAAACUUCACAGGACUCUGGUCUCCUUUAUUCUGGGCUGUCUUCCAAAGGCUGGCUGUCCUCUCUCUCCCUUUUAACUGCACACAAUCCUACAAUCACGCAGAGACAGUUGCUGGCCACCUACGCUGACUGCAGCUAUAGUAUCAGAGUGCGUUUGUUUAUUUUUUCGUCAAGAAUUAAACUGGUCUCCUUCACAACAAGAGCAGCUCCCUUCGAUCCAGAGAGUCGACAGGAUCACAGUGACUCUGACAUCUAGAUUGUGAGCGGUUUAAGAAAAAUAGUCCUUGAAGUUCUUUGGAAAACAGUUGGUUAGAUAUCCAGGGGUAAAAUCUCCUUUCAUUUUGGUUUUGCGAAAUUAAUAACAAGGUAGGGGAUUUUUCUGGCAAUGUUUUCUAUCGCCAGAAUUUCUCAGCCCCCAUGGGCUGCUUCAGGCUGUUGGCUGGAAGGGCGAGUGGCUCUUGCAGUGAGGCAGGUGAGUGCUGGUCCAGAAAUCACGGCGGCAGGUGAUGUGUUACCUUAGUGAGGACUGUGCCUUCUCCAGAUGGAGGCUUUGUCAUACAGCCCUUGAAAUGCUUUCUUCCAUAUCUGCAUCCGUAUCCGCAUUGCCUGCUAACCGCAAUACGAGCGGCUCCUGACAUACUCCAUUGACUGUACCGCAUCUCCCACUUUAAAUGAGAAUUACAAUUUUUAUAGUUAGAAAUAUUCCUCUAUCAGUAUAAAUCAGGUCAAUAAAAGAAGAUUUUGCUGAGACAUCAUCUUUGAUUGCCAUGCUGGCUGCAGUCAGACUUUGGAGCUGAGUAAUUUUAAAAUAGAUUACUGUAUGAAUAAGCAAAUAAAUCUCCGCAGCCUCAUAAAUAAUACUAAGGACGGAAUGUAAUUGUAGGUGCUGUAAUGAUAAGAUACGGCAGUUUCACACAGCAGACAGAGCAUACAGAAUGCAACCGUGGAAUAGUGCUGGAGAGAAGACAAGACUGAAAGAGAAGGGACAGAAAAAGGACUAGACUUUGCAAAUAGUGAGCAGGAGAGUGAGAUGUCCUGACCGCUGGGUAUACAAAAGGGGAUACUCUUUGCUUGAAAAUUAGGCUGUGAUAACGUACGCAGGAAAACGACUAUUUAUCAUGAAGUACAUUAGUGUUACUGUAACUGCAAGACAUACUUUACCUAAUUAUUAGGUUUUGAAAAUCUAAAGUACACAAUCAGAAAACUUACUUCUUUGUUGGUUUUUCUUCUUUUAUUGGUUUUGGGUUGUUUGGGUUUUUUUAUUAUUUGGACUACUCUCAGGAAAGUGAAGGCUUCUAAAUAAGAGUGGUGUCUGGAAGUCCUCUUUACUCUUACUGUUUGUGCAAAUAAUUAUUGUGUUUAUUACUAGCUGCAUUCGGCAAGAGAAAUAGCAUCUGAUAAGAAGUUAAAUCAUCACUACGGAGGGUGACUUUCAUUUGGCCUGUCAUUUAGAUGGUGAAAUCUCUUAACAUUUAGAUGUGUGAAAAUGUAGAUUUUAUUUUUUUUUAAUUUUAUUUUUUAGAUGGUUGAGGUUGUGAGCUUAUGGUUAUGUAAGAACCGUGACUUUUCACAAAGACUGUUUGACUGCUUUCUCAUACUGGGAUUGAUAUGAUGUUCCUAAAGCUUAUUUAAGGUAAUGAAAAUAUCCUCAAUUAUGUAGUUAGCUUUGGCCAAACUGAUGCAAGUCUUGACUCCAUUCACACUCUAAUAACAUUAUCAGAAAAAAACUGUGCCAAGAGGGUAGGAAGAUUUCAGCACCUGGUUCUCUACCUAAAAGCUGACCUGGUUCUUCACCUAAAAGCCAAGACUAUUAGAUAAGUCAGUAUAAGAGUCAAAAGAAGAAUUCCUUGCAAGUUUUCUUCUUUAACAUGGUAACUGGGGUGGUAAGAGUUUUAUAUAAACUUUAGGUCCUAAACUAGAAGACAACUAGCAUGUUGGACCAUAAUGGUUCAAUAGUUCCAUAUAGCAGGACGCUUUCCUGCAAUGAGUCUGCAACACUCAGGAGCCUGCUGUUUAUUAUCAGCAUUGCAGGGAGGAAGAAGAAUUAUAAUAAUAUUAAGUACAAAAAUCAUUUUAGGAGGAUGCUUUUCCUUUGUACUCUGUUUUUCCUCGGAAUGACACAGCCUUGAGGGCAUCCGUGAAUCCUGAUCAGCAAGGCUGCUUUUUGUAUAAGUGACUGAAUAUUUGUACUUGUAAGGGCUGGUACAGUAUGGAAAGGAAAAACUUGGAAAAGAAGGGACAUGGUGUGGAAUACUGGUACCCCCAAGUCAGUCGAUAUUCUUGCCCUUGUUAGGCUACAGUUUGGGUUAUUCAGCAUGUUUGAAAGCGCAUAUAGUAUUACAAGUUUUUGUAGCGGGGAUGCAGGCAUCCAGAAUCUAACAGGUAUAGAGGUGCAUCUCCCUCAUUUUUGACAAUUACUUGAUAUAAUUUUAUACCAAGUUCUUUGUUUUUAAAGAAUUUCAGGCACUGAGAAUACAGAGUGCGUAUUUAUUUCUAAGCUUUAAGUAGAACACAUGUGGUGUAUUUUUUAAUCCUUUCCAUACUUCUCAGUUAAGUGUUCACAAGAUUGUAUAUCAAAUACGAUACCAAGUUUUUCUAUCUUUCUACAAGCUAAUUUAAGUUUCAUCCAAAUUUGGUAUAUGUCUUUCACAAAAUACUAAAUGGGGAAUAUGUGCUUCAAGCAUUAAGAUGGUGUAUGUCCUUUUCUCCAUUUCCAUUGCAUUACAUUUCACUUUUUUCUUUGAGGCAGAGAGAGCAGAUAUGAAAUGUGUUGAGGGUGUUACAGGGGCACACAGUGUGUUUCGUUGUGCCUGGCUUCUAGGAAUGUGCUGUAAUGUUUGACUGCUCACAGAUUUGCAUAAUUAUCUACUCAGUUGAAUACAGGACUGUUGUGUUGUAUUUCCUGUUAUUCAAAAACAUUUGGGGAAAAGAUUUUUCUGUGUAUAAUUUUAUUUUCAUACUGAUCUCUAUUUUGUUUAAGACCAUGUUUCAUCACGAAAUCACUUAAUUAAAAUAAA
Molecule: messenger RNA, 14031 nt
Organism: Chroicocephalus ridibundus (black-headed gull)
Lineage: Eukaryota; Metazoa; Chordata; Aves; Charadriiformes; Laridae
Gene: HECW2
Product: HECT, C2 and WW domain containing E3 ubiquitin protein ligase 2
Exons: 30
Coding region: 423-5120 (1565 amino acids)
Biological process (GO): regulation of dendrite morphogenesis; protein polyubiquitination
Cellular component (GO): cytoplasm
Molecular function (GO): protein binding; ubiquitin protein ligase activity
Source: RefSeq, a predicted model, not a curated record